Messenger RNA from Cottoperca gobio, 2529 nucleotides. RefSeq names its product adenylate kinase 7b (gene ak7b). The record is from RefSeq and is a predicted model, not a curated record. Gene Ontology annotation, molecular function: nucleobase-containing compound kinase activity; ATP binding. Lineage: Eukaryota; Metazoa; Chordata; Actinopteri; Perciformes; Bovichtidae. Gene Ontology annotation, biological process: nucleobase-containing compound metabolic process.
CAUGGAGCUGGCCACGAGAGAAGUAAAGAGUCUAAGCAUGAGUCUACAAUGAAGAUAAUGGAGCGGGUACCUGUAGGGUUCAUGUUGGGAUGUAAAGGCUAAAGGGCCCUAAAUGUUGAUUAGUUGCAUUUAUGAAACUGGCCGAUGUAUGUUAAAUAUUAUGUGUAGUGUUGAUAGAUUUAGGCUACUUGGAGGCAUGUGUCAUGAAAUGGUGUAUCUUAAUGUAUCGACUUCUACCGACAUAAACCGCUUAUUUUAAUGGCUAUUUUGCUCCAAAUCUGCGGUGCGGUCUGUGAUCUCUGCAAACACUACUUCCGUACUGUGUCGCGCGAAGACAAUCGGCAUCGUUUGGCGCGAGAAGGCCAACUCCAUGGCAACGGAACACAAACAACACUUGCUAACAGCUGUAAUCAGGCUAAUAUGGCAGAACCGAGGAAGGAGAAAGUUAAACUGUCACCUAAAACAGUUUUUAUCAACAACAUAGACUCCUACGCUUCUAAAUGUAUUGCCAAGUUUUUGUCUGAAUGUCUGGUCGUAGCAGCUUCUGAUCCUGAUGGAGAGAUGGAGACUGAGGAAGAUGAGGAAAGGCUGGUAGAAAACUGUAGUCAAACACGAGCAUUUCAGGUUGUUGGAACUGUUUCUGACGAAUGUGACGUGUACAGACCAUAUGUCCUGGAGGAGUAUAUACAAAUGAACAGGGAUGAGCUACUGUUAAAGCUGUUGGAUUGUGAUGUUGUCAUCUACAACAUUACCCAGCAUGCUGAGCAGGUGGAGGAAGCCUUCUGGGCUGUUUCAGCUCUCCACAAUGAAAUGGGACAUUUCUCUGGACCAAAGAUGUUCAUACUCGUAUCCACAGUGAUGACUUGGGCGUGCAGCAAGCCAGACGGUCCUGAUGUCCCUUUCACUGAUGAGAUGUUCUGGAGAAGAACAGCACAUCCCAGCUUCAAACAACACAUUGACCUGGAGAAGAGGGUGGUUAAAAUUGGCACAACUAACAGUACACUGUUCUCAACAUACGUGGUGGCAUCAGGACUUCAGUACGGGAUGGGAGAGCACGUCUUCCACUUCUUUUUCAAGACGUCAUGGCUCGGAAAAGAACUUGAAAUUCCUGUUUUUGGAGACGGCAACAACAUCGUCCCCACGAUUCACAUCAGUGAUCUGGCAAGUGUGAUUCAGAAUGUGAUUGAACAUCAACCCAAGCCGUAUUACCUGCUCGCUGUGGACUACUCCAACAGCACCUUAGAGGACAUUGUGAAGGCGCUCGCCUCUGUACUUGGACCGGGGAAGAUCCAGAAAAGGCCGUGUGAGGAAGCCUUCCUAACACAAGACUUGAGUGUAAUGGACAUUGAUUCCUUGCUGGUCAACCUACACAUGGAGGGUGUCCAUCUCAAGAACCUCUUCUCUAUCAACUGGCUGUGUGAGUCUGGUCUGGUGGACAACAUGGAGCUGGUGGUGGAGGAAUAUCAGCAGAGCAGAGGACUACUGCCCAUCCGUGUGUGUGUGUUGGGUCCUCCUGCGGUGGGGAGGAGCACAGUGUCCAAACAGAUCUGUGAACACUAUAAGCUCCAUCACAUCACACUGAAGGAGACCAUCUCUGAAACCAUCUCACAACUGGAAGAUAAUGUGAGGAAUGCUGCUCCAGAUGUGGAUAAUGAGGACUCUGCUGCAGAGGCCAAGGAGCUGCUGAACAGCCUGAAGGACAGUAUGGAGCAGAAUAGAGGUGUUUUAGAUGACCAGCUGUUGGUGAAGGUGGUGAAGGACAGGCUGAUGUCUAACCCAUGCAGAAACCAGGGUUUUGUCCUCGACGGCUUCCCCAAGACAUAUGAACAAGCUAAAGAGCUCUUCUAUGCUGAAGAACAUGAGUCAGAAGAUGGAACAUCCCAGAUUUCUUCAUACAGCAGGAAGAUAAUGCCAGAGUUUGUGCUGUGGCUGGAUGCGUCAGAUGCCUUCCUGAAGGAUCGGGUGAUGAAUCUACCGGAGAGGCUGGUACAGCAGCACAACUACGAGCAGGAGCACUUCCUGCGACGACUGGCCAGAUACAGAGAGAACAGCAUGGAAGAUGAAACUGUUGUUAGCUACUUCGAUGAGCUGGACAUUCCCCAUCUGCACCUGGAGAUCACCAGUAGUGAGGAACCAGACUGCCUGCUGCUGAUGCAGAAGAUCUUCAGCGCAGUGGGCCUGCCCAGGAACUACAGCCCCAGCAGCCAAGAGGUGGAGGAAGAGGAGAGGAGGAAGGCUGAGGAGAGGAUGAGGAGCCAAGCCCAGGAGAGAGCUGAGGAGGAGAGGAGGGAGGCAGAGGAGGCCAGACACAGGGCUGCACACUGGGAGGAGUGGACGAAGGGUUUGGAGGAGGUGAGGCAGCAGGAGGAGGAGCUGCUGGAGGUCCAGUCCAUCCCUCUGAGAAGCUACCUGCUGGAGCAGGUCACGCCCACUCUGACCCGGGGCCUGAUGGAAUGCUGCAAGGCCCGACCACAGGAACCCGUGGACUUUCUGGCGGAGUUCUUGAUGAAGAACAAUCCAUUUCACUAG